Messenger RNA from Leptopilina boulardi, 519 nucleotides. RefSeq lists its product as uncharacterized. The record is from RefSeq and is a predicted model, not a curated record. The transcript has 2 exons. NCBI's taxonomy places the organism in Eukaryota, Metazoa, Arthropoda, Insecta, Hymenoptera, Figitidae. Bases 187 to 513 code for a protein of 108 amino acids.
UUUUUUCUUUUCUUUGUCCUAGUGCAUAUAAAUUAUACGUAUUUUCUUUGUUUUUCUCACAGUCGUUCUGGUCGCCCUAUUGGUUGCUUCUGCGGCGAAUGUCAAAUCCCCUUACCUUCCUCCGAAGAGGCUCAAGCUAUCCUGAGAGCCAAUUAUGAAGAAACACCGAAAAUCUUUCCGAGGACGAUGGUUUGGCUCAGAGAGGGGGCUGAGGAAGCCAUUGCUUCUCAACCUGGCCCGUCAUGGGAGCCGCAACCUGGCCCGUCAUGGGAACCACAAAUUGAUAGUGUAAUAAUCGAGCAGGUGGAUCCCAUUGAAGUUGAACAACCUGUGCCAGGUUGCGAGCCUCAAUCCAACACCUUUUGGAGGCCGUUUGAGGAUCAUCCCGUCAACGUGCGAUCCCAUUCGUCGGUGGCACUACAAUCGGGAUCCUCCUGGUUUUUAAGGCCGGAACCAGAAGAGGAUCCCUUAAAAAUUUCUUUAUGUGUGUGUGGGAAUUGUGAGCAAUUGUGAGUGUUU